This is a messenger RNA of Penicillium vulpinum, 1017 nucleotides long. Its product is annotated as alpha/beta hydrolase. The record is from RefSeq and is a predicted model, not a curated record. The transcript is spliced from 2 exons. Bases 1 to 1017 code for a protein of 338 amino acids. Lineage: Eukaryota; Fungi; Ascomycota; Eurotiomycetes; Eurotiales; Aspergillaceae. Gene Ontology annotation, molecular function: hydrolase activity.
AUGACUGCUGGCAUUACUGAACCACCGUAUCCCCUUCACGAGUCCGUUAAAGACCUAUUGGACUCGGAGUAUGUCGCAUUUUAUAACGAACAUGUCAUCAAUAACCAACAGGUGCACCUCCGGCCAGUGGAAGCGUCACGGACAAGUGGCGUCUUGAUUCCUGGUGCAGGUCCUAUGCUAGAGGUGGGCAAAACUGAAGACAUUACUGUUCAGCGACGAGGGACCGAGGGCCCACCAGUGCCUAUCCGCUGCUUUACCCCCAAGGGCCAGGCACCUCCUGGUGGAUGGCCAGUUAUGUUGUAUUUCCAUGGCGGUGGCUGGGUGCUGGGUAAUAUUGACACCGAGAACGUGGUGUGUUCGAAUCUCUGUGUAAGAGGUAAUUGUGUUGUGAUCACAGUUGAUUACCGUCUUGCACCUGAAAAUCGCUGGCCUGCCGCAGUCCAUGACUGCUGGGAAGCUCUUCUCUGGCUGCUUGCCGACGGCCCCGCCGCUCUCUCGGUGGAUGUAUCCAAAAUCGCAACUGGUGGCUCCUCCGCCGGCGGAAACCUUGCUGCGAUUAUGACGCAUAAGGCGCUGACUCUGUCACCGCCUGUUCACUUCAAAGCCCAGCUCCUCUCUGUCCCCGUGACAGAUAACACUGCCACAGUAGAGAACAACGAGUCAUAUCGUCGGUACGAACGGACCCCCGCACUUCCCGCACUUAAGAUGUACUGGUACCGAGAUCAUUAUGUCCCCAACGAAGCAGACCGCACCAACCCAGAGUCAAGCCCGCUAUUCUGGCAGGGCGAUUACUCUCGAUUGCCGCCUGCGUUGGUCAUGGUUGGCGAGUUGGAUGUGCUGCGUACGGAGGGUGAGCAGUAUGCGGAGAAGUUGCAGAAGGCUGGUGUGCCUGUCGAUCUGCAAGUGAUGAAAGGCAUGCCGCAUCCAUUUUUGGCGAUGGAUGGGGCAUUGUCUGAGGGCAAGAGGUGUAUCACUUUGAUGUGUGAUGCGCUCCAAAAGGCGUUUAGGACUGAUUGA